CGCGUCAAUGUCACAGACACAGCCGGAAAGAGAAAUCGAGCAAAGCACUUCUAGUCUCCAUGUAGCGUUACCUGAAUUCACAUGUAACCAUUUUCUAGAGUAACUAUAGACAUAUCCUCAAGACCAGCCGACAAAAUGACCAGCGAAUAUACGACGAUCUCAAAGCCACUGCAACUACCUUACUUCAAAUCCGGUCUCCCUGCACCUCUCCCGACCGAUGCUGAAAUCGACGCAGCACCAGACCUAACACCCUACUAUGGACACCGCCGAAUCGUACAAGUCAACUCACACUAUGUAGUGAAAUUCGGGACGAACGUCGACCUCAUCGAAGGCGAAAAUAUGCUCUUUGUAAGCGAGAACGCCGGAAUACCAGCACCCAUCGUCUACGCGUUAUACUCGCGUGGGGAAGGAAUGACCAAAACCAAUUACAUCGUGAUGAGUAAAAUCGCAGGCCAAACGCUACAAUCGCUAUGGCUCAGCUUGGACAGCAGCGACAAGAAAACCAUCACCAAAAUGUUACACGACUACGUGUUCGCGCUCCGCAGCCUGCCAUCACCGGGCUAUUACGGCGCGCUCCAUAGGCGUAGCGGACUACUCGAGAAAGUCCUAUUGGCGCCAUCCGAGUAUCCCGACGGACCUUUUGAGACCGACGAUGCCCUCACCGAAGCUCUCCAAGAUAUCCACCGACGGAUGUGUAGGGACGGAGACCGCGCGGAGUGGUAUCGGAGGAAUUUCCCGCGGGUGCUAAAGCAUGGGCGACCGACGUUUACUCAUGGUGACCUGGCGAUGAAGAAUAUUAUGGUUGAGGAGAGGAAGGGGAGCGAUGCGAUGGGACGGGAGGACAAUGAUGAUCGUGGUGAUGGUCGUAGGCAAUGGAAAGUUACCAUUCUCAAUUGGAGUUCGGCAGGCUGGUUGCCGGUUUAUUGGGAAUAUACAACGGCCGCGUGCGGGUUCUUUUGGAGGAAAAAUGGCGAUUGGGGACUUUGGUUUGAUGAGGUCAUGGAGCCUUAUCUGGCCGAGGCGGCGUGGAUGCAGGAUUUCGGGUAUGAUGGCUAUUUCGUGUAUUGAUGGGACCAUAGUUCUGUGUUUGCAGUGACUUUUCACGUAGAGGCAGAAGGCAGCAACAGCGAGGCCAGCAAUGGACACGAGCGAAGUCAGCACGGUUGGGAGGGAAUGCCCCGUCCGCCCGGGAAUUGAUUGGACGACAGGGCGCGCGGCUGCGUGUUUCAGCUUGACUAGCGGGGCCGCACGUCGAACCUCCCUCUCUCUUCCACUUCAUCAGUACCACGAGUACACACAUGAUGAUGGUCUAUUUGUCCUGUCACAACCGUACGGGCUCUUGCAUAUCCCUUUCUCCGCACAAAAGAAUGUGAUUGUUCCUUUCCCGCU
Molecule: messenger RNA, 1389 nt
Organism: Dissoconium aciculare CBS 342.82
Lineage: Eukaryota; Fungi; Ascomycota; Dothideomycetes; Mycosphaerellales; Dissoconiaceae
Product: phosphotransferase enzyme family protein
Exons: 1
Coding region: 136-1068 (310 amino acids)
Source: RefSeq, a predicted model, not a curated record